Messenger RNA from Wallemia mellicola CBS 633.66, 2256 nucleotides. RefSeq lists its product as hypothetical. The coding region runs from base 478 to 2175 and encodes 565 amino acids. The record is from RefSeq and is a predicted model, not a curated record. Lineage: Eukaryota; Fungi; Basidiomycota; Wallemiomycetes; Wallemiales; Wallemiaceae. The transcript is spliced from 12 exons.
GAUUUAGGUCUAUUGCAGCGAUCUGAAGCAAUAGCUUAUGAAUACCAUUAUCAAUCUAGUGACCAUCUCGGACUAUUCCAGAGUUUAUUGAGAGACGAUAUAGAUAAGAAGAUAUGCUUGGGUUCAUAUAACCAGUGUAUACUAUUGAAAUCUAUAAAUUCACUCAUAUCGAACAAUACGAAGGGUGAUGAAGAAUUGCUGGAUAUUUGCUUAGAGUUGGGAUGUCCCGGACAUAAGUACAGUAUACGCAAAAAAGCUCUCAAAGUACUCAUACAACUCUAUUCCAAAAAACCUAAGCGUGAUAUAGGCGCGAGGACAAACCAGAUUAUAAAAUGCUUGGAUGGGAUACCUCAAAACGCUAUUAGUUUGCUGCGAUUGGCAUUACAUUCACUUCUGGUUGCACUCACGAAGCUCACACUGACACCCCAGCAUGUCCAGCUCUUCAUUGAGCUCUUUUUUUCAAAUGUUAUCACUAUCAUGCAAGAUGAGAGCAAGACCGCACGGAGAAGUGCAUCUAUUUCCUCUCUCCGUUCUCACGCGUCAGAUAUGAGCUCAGAUAACAGUACGAAUUGGCGUUUCAGAGACGACCACGCAUCUGAUAUGGAAGAAGAAGAUAGUUUCCACGUAAAUAUUAGGGAUAUAAGAUCUGAUGUCAUCUUGCAAGCGACGAUGUGUAUAUCACAACUAGCUCAUUCACACGUCAAGUUUGUCUUUAAUCACAUAUUCAAAUUGCUUCCAGACAUGAGUUUGCAUGUCAAUCCUUCGUUCACAUUAUGGGACAUAAUUAAUUCUGAGAAUAUCAACCAGGAUGCUAAAUUGUCGACUAUCCAGUGCAUUGAACAAAUACUACGAUCGUCCCGACCAUUUCUCUACCCUUCUGCUGAUUUGAACCAAAAAAGCAUUAGCUAUACCUCCCUCGCUUAUAGACUAGGCUCAUUGCUCUGGGAGUCACAUGAACGUCUUUCUGAUUUACUCUCCUCAAAUGAAGAUACAGCUAUUCAAGUAGCACUUUUGAAUCUUUCUGUAUGUCUAGUCAAUGUGACACCAUAUAGUAGAAUGACAAGUGAUACACCAACUAAAUUAUGUGCUGAACUUCAAAAGAUUAUUUUUGCUCUAAACAAUCUAGAGCAACCUAGCCAGGUGGCGUCGCUGUGUCUUUUACAAAAUGUGGUCGAUGCAGGUCUUCUCAAAGAAGACGAGAUCUAUUUCAAGAAGAUGAGCAAGUGGUUGUACGAUCAGGUCUUCAUUGGCGAUUAUUCUUUAGUUGUGCGGACACAAAUGGUUGAUGUACUUGCUAAGAUAUGGGUCUCAUUUCCUGUCUUAAGAGUUGCAGAAGACUUUAAAAGGCUCUUUAAUAUGAUUUUCAAUAAAGAUGAAAUUGAAUUCAAAAUUGCGGCUAUCCAGCUUCUUUUCUUGCAUCCUGAGAUGCAAGAGAAGCUUGAUGACAAACUAUUGACGACUUCACAUCAGAUUGGCAAGGAUAAUUGCGCGUUUAAUUGCCAUUUCCUAGAUAUGCUAGGUGCUUCUUUAGGUAGCAACUGUUUAAAAGACGACAUACUGUAUGAUACUGUUGAAUGGAUUUUGGAGGGAGUGUACUCAGUCAGCACUGACAUGAAGGUAGCAGGAUUAUCUGCUACUAAGAAUGCAUUUAGGGACACUCGUAUACGUAGCAACGAUGACCUUGCCAUGAGGCUAGAAAAGGCUUGUGUAGAUAGUCUCAUUAACACAUCACACAUUGUGAAGCAGAAAGCAGGCUUCGCGUUAGCAGAUUACUUGGAUGUUUUACAGUUACACGAAUUGAGCAAAUCUAGAUGGCAGAGACUAUUCGAUAUUGUCAGUAUGAUGCAAGCAAAGGAUAAAGGCAAGGCACAGGUGCACGUAUUCAGAGCGUAUGGAAGCAUACUUGAGAAGAGUCAGGGACUAAACGACGAAAGUAUAGAUCAAGCAAAGCGGAUGAUCAACAUCCUAAAAGAUGAGUUGCAACCUCAACUCAAUUACAAGAUACAAUGGAACGCCGCUACUGCACUUGGUAGAGCAUUCGCUAAUAGAGACAUAUAUGAGAGCUGUUCGGGUGUGAUUGAGAGCGUCGUAAACUCUCUUCAAGGAUGUGAAUCGAAGACAAGGAAUAUGAAAGUGAAAAUGUGUUGUAACAAUGCAUUAAAUAGAUUCCUUUAAUUUCAAUUCAUUUGGAGUUUUGCUGAUCUGCCUCAUCAAAGAAUGAUAGUCCAUCCCAUCUGUAACUUCAAGGUUGAGUUU